CCUGAUUACAUAAAUUGAUAACUCAGGCUAGAAGUAAGAUACAAAUAUGAAACUUGUGUCGAAUUGUUUACAAACUAUCAAAGUUUUUUUCCUGUUUUAGGUUCGCAGUACGUAAGUAGUGGAUGAGGUGCAGUGCCCAAGAAGCCAUGUUAACCACAGUCGUUGAAUCGAUCCCUCCAGUGAUGUUGGCUAAUGUGUGGACGGAAAUUGAAUAUCGCCUAGAUGUGCUACGUGCUACCAAGGUUGCUCAUGUGGAAGUUUACUGAUGACAAAAUGAAUCCACAGUAUGGUGGCCCAUUGGAAGCUCGAGCCCCUUUAAUGCCAGCAUAUAAUCAGGCUCCUCCAUCAAAUUCAUACAAUGCCUUUGAAAUGCAUGGAGGGCCAGUUAUGAAUAAAGGUUAUCCGCCAGCAAAUUAUCAAACUGCUGGAAUUCAGAAUGGCCCAUCAAUUAAUUUUCCUGGUCAUAUGCCAAACCAAAGUAAUUCUCAAGUGCAAUCUGCUGCAGUGCCUCCAGAUCAGAUGAUUAAUAAUCAGUUGUCCCAUGAUAUGAAUGCCCUGUAUCUUUCACAGAAUCAAAAUCACCCAUUAUUAACUGGUCGUCAGCCACCUCAGAAACUUCCUAACAAUUUAUCAGGACCUCCACUAUCCCAUUCUCCUACUCCACCAUUACAGCAGCAGCAAUAUUGGCAGCAGCCAUCUAGAGGGACACCUGGUCCUGGGGGACAACUUGAGAAUAUUCCUGAUUCUUGCCCUCCAAAUGCUAAUUCAGUAUAUCAACCAAAUCAGCAUAGAGGGUCUUCUUACUCUGCACCACUAACAAAUACCUCUUUUUCUUCCAUGCCCCAUGGUGACAGAGCAGUACCACCAUCAGAUCCUGCUAAUCAAAUGCAUAGUAACAGAAUGUCAAAUCCAGAAAUGUUUCAACCCCCAAUCCAGCAACAGCAGUUUACAAGCAAUCGACAACAAAUGCCUUAUACUAAUGGCAUUACUGGACCUGUUCCACCUGCACCUAGCAGUCAAUAUGGCCAUCCAAAUUCAAGCAUGCAUGCUCGGUAUCCUCCAGCUCCAUCUCCUGGCCCUGUGCAAGGAAGUGUGCAUCCAUCUGUUUCAGCAUCACAGUAUAAUGUACAAGGAAGUGUGCAUCCUUCUGUUUCAGCAUCGCAGUAUAAUGCACAAGGAAAUGUGCAUCCUUCUGUUCCAGCAUCGCAGUAUAAUGCUCAAGGAAGUAUGCAUCCUUCUGUUCCAGCAUCACAGUAUAACCAUCAGGGUAAUGCUCUUUCAUCUCAGAAUCGGUUGGGCGCUCUACCUCCACCUACUACACAAAAUCGAAGAUUGGAUCCUGAUAAUAUGCCUAGUCCUAUCCAAGUUAUUGAAGAUGAUAGGAAGCUUAGAAGUUGUUCUUUUCCUACUGCUCAACGGGGGCUGGUACCUCCUCUAGUAACCACAGAUUUUACAGUCAUUGAUGAAGGUCUUUGUAGUCCAAGAUUUAUUCGAUCAACAAUUUAUAAUGUGCCUACUACAGCAGAGAUGUUGAAACAAACAUCUGUACCAUUUGCUCUAGCUGUAAGUCCAUUUGCCCAAGUUCAUGAUGGGGAAAAUCCUCCACCUGUUGUUGAUCCAGGUGAAGAAGGUCCAGUAAGAUGUAACAGAUGUCGAGCUUACAUGAGUCCUUUCAUGCAGUUUAUAGAUGCAGGCCGAAGGUUUCAGUGUAUGCUUUGCAAAGCUACUUCUGAAGUGCCAAUGCAUUAUUUUACGCAUCUGGACCACAUGGGAGAGCGUGUUGAUAAGAUGGAAAGAGCUGAAUUAUGCUUAGGAUCUUAUGAAUUCAUUGUCAAUAAAGAUUAUUGUAAGGAAGGAAAAUAUCCAAACUGUCCUGCUUUCAUAUUUGUGAUUGAUGUAUCAUAUAACAGUAUAAGAAGUGGAAUGGUAAAAACUCUGUGUGAUAACAUGAAAAGUGUCCUCUCUGGAUUACCUAGAGACCUGAGUUUCUCAGAAUCAAAAAUACGAGUAGGAUUUGUGACCUACAGUUCUGUUAUCCACUUCUAUAACAUAAGUGAAAAUUUGGCACAACCUCAAAUGUUAGUUGUAUCCGAUGUUCAUGAUAUGUUCAUGCCCCUCUUGGAUGGUUUUCUUGUAAACAUAUCGAAAGCAGAGCAUGUUAUUGAUAGUUUAAUGGAGCAAAUUCCUUUGAUGUUUGCUGAAACAAGAGAAACAGAAACAGUUUUAGGUCCUGCAAUACAAGCUGGAGUGGAAGCUCUGAGAGCAGCAGAAUGUGCUGGGAAAUUGUUUGUCUUUCACUCGACACUACCAAUUGCUGAAGCUCCGGGCAAGUUAAAGAAUAGGGAUGAUAGAAAAUUGCUAGGAACUGAAAAAGAAAAGGCAGUUUUAACCCCUCAGACUACUUUCUAUAAUAACCUUGGCCAAGACUGUGUAAAAGCAGGUUGCUCUGUUGAUUUAUUUCUGUUUAAUAAUGCGUACAUUGAUGUUGCUACUUUGGGUCAAGUUUGUCGACUGACCGGUGGACAGUUAUAUAAAUACACCUAUUUCCAGGCUGAUCUAGAUGGUGAAAGAUUUAUAGAAGAUUUACGGCGGGACGUUGAAAAACCCAUUGCUUUUGAUGCAGUGUUAAGAGUUCGAACAAGCACUGGUGUACGACCGACUGAUUUUGUGGGUAGUUUCUUUAUGUCAAAUACAACUGAUGUAGAGUUAGCUUCCAUAAACUGUGACAAAUCCCUCAACAUUGAAAUAAAAUAUGAUGAUAAGCUUAAUGAAGAUGAAGGAGUGUGUAUACAGUGUGCCAUUCUUUAUACAAGCUGUUCAGGUCAGCGUAGACUUCGUGUACAUAAUCUUGUUCUUAACACCUGCACACAAAUGGCUGAACUUUUCCGUAACUGUGAACUGGAUACUAUAAUGAAUUAUUUCCUUAAAGAUGGUGUUCGUAGAAUAACUGAGGAAACUCCAAAACAGGUGAAAGAACAUUUCAUAUCAUGCAGUGCUCAAAUACUAGCCUGCUAUCGUAAGAAUUGUGCUCAGGCUUCUUCAGCUGGACAGUUGAUUUUGCCAGAGUGCAUGAAACUUCUUCCUCUUUAUUUAAAUUGUCUUAUCAAAAGUGAUGCUUUAGCUGGAGGACAAGAAAUUUCUACUGAUGAUCGAAGUUUUAUAAUGUUUACUGCAUUAAAUAUGGAUGUGGAUUCUUCUGCUGCUUACCUGUAUCCCAGAUUAAUUCCCCUUCAUGAUAUUAAGCCUAAUCCUGAAUAUGUUCAAAUACCUACUGCUAUCCGAUGCUCUAUAGAAAGGAUAAAAGAACAUGGAGUUUAUCUUUUAGAAAAUGGACUAAAUAUGUUCUUGUGGGUUGGAAUGAAUACUGAUCCAGAAUGGAUUCAGGAUGUUUUUUCUGUUCCUACUGUUGCACGGAUAGAUAUUGAUAAGAACCAGUUAUUACAGCUCAAUAACCCAGUGUCAGAAUGUGUAAGGGCCAUUAUAAAUCUCAUACGAAAUGAGAGACAAAGAUAUAUGAAAUUGUGUAUAGUGAGACAGGGUGACAAGAUGGAGCUCAUGUUUAAACAACUACUUGUCGAAGAUCGAACUACAGAAGGAAGUGUUUCCUAUGUAGACUUUCUAUGUCAUCUUCACAAAGAAAUUAGAACUUUGCUAUCAUGAGAUAAAAUUUAAUUGUUAGGUUUAACACAAUGUUAGUAUGGUAUGAAAUUUCUUGCAUCAAGUCUUAAAAUGGAUGCAAUUUAAACUUUGGGAAAAAAUAUAUUUUUAUGCUCCUACUGUUGACUUGAGAUUGAAAACACUAGAAAGCAAAUUAAAGAAAACUAUGUAGAUUGUGAGCAAAGAUUUAUGUAAAUACCAUGAUAAUAUAAAGGGUUCAAGUUUGAUUCAUUGUUUUUAAAAUUUAAAUGCUUUACUCCUGUUUUAUUAUGCUUUAAUAAAAAUCCUAAAUUAGAAACUGAAAAUAUUUUAAAGUAAGUUAUUAUAAAUGCAGUUAUAUAUUUCUUGAACCCCUUGAGUAAAGAAUUUUAAAGCUUGCUUUAAUUUAUUGUUGGAAAAGAAAUCAGUAUUGAGGAAAUUUUAUUUUGGUUGUAAUUAUGACUUAAUUUGUAGUUUGUUUAUAGUAGCUAAUUAUUCUGAGAAUAAAUUUUCUUAUAUCUUUUA
Stegodyphus dumicola is the source of this 4161-nucleotide messenger RNA. It is a transcript of the gene Sec24CD, whose product is annotated as COPII coat complex component secretory 24CD. Gene Ontology annotation, cellular component: endoplasmic reticulum exit site; COPII vesicle coat. The record is from RefSeq and is a predicted model, not a curated record. NCBI's taxonomy places the organism in Eukaryota, Metazoa, Arthropoda, Arachnida, Araneae, Eresidae. Gene Ontology annotation, molecular function: SNARE binding; zinc ion binding. Gene Ontology annotation, biological process: endoplasmic reticulum to Golgi vesicle-mediated transport; COPII-coated vesicle cargo loading; intracellular protein transport.